AUGGCGACGGUCGCAGACGAUGUGAUGUCUGCUGCCAGCUGGGGCAGCAGAGUGGGAGCCAUGGUGGUUCUGUUGUGCAUGGGAUUGCUAGGAGCAUAUAUCCCUCUGGCUUUGCGCCAGUGCAAACUGAACACGUUUAUUGGCAUUCUCAACACUUUCGCCGGAGGUGCCUUUCUCGGUUUGGCUGUCUUCCACAUCAUGCCUGAGGCCGCGGAGCACAUUGAGACAGCAGACUUGUUUCUUGAAGUCGGUGAGGGCAGGUUCAACAUGGCCUACCUCUUCCUUUUCUUUGGCUACCUUGCCAUUCUCUUUUGCGAACAAAUCCUCACAGUCGACGACGGCUUGACUGGGCACUCACAUGGGCACAGUGCGGGUCACGGGCUUCCAGAAGCCGAAGGAGGCCGAGGGAGCGGCGCGAGCAUUUCUUGCUCCAGACAAGUGAGUGCCGACAGGAGGUCGGAUCUGGUUCCCUACGAGUCGGGAAGCCACGGCCGCGAGCGGGAGGGAGAGAGACCGGCCGUUACGCCGUGUCCCUCAGAUCCCAGGGAUCCCACAGAGGGCAUAACCGAAUUCAGCAGCACCAUCGUAACAGCGAGUGGCUGCACACUGGGCGAAGACAAGGGAAGAGAAGACCCUGAAGAUGAGCACCGUGGACAGAAAGAGGGAUGCCAACACGACGACGCGUCGAAGGAAGGCUGUACUUCAGAGGACACUCCCCCAACACAGGAGAGUGAGCAGAAAGUCUCCUCGUGUCCCACUGAAGAGCGAAUUGCGAAGCGAAAGAUGAACAGAAUCGUGCCGGAAAAGCAGGAAGAAAGAAGUAUGGCAGACCUGGAGGCAGGGUCCUGUGAACACGGACAACCGAAUAGUGGCUGCCGCCUCACCUCAGAAGUAAAAUUCGACGGAACUUCAUUCUUCUUGAUGGUUGCGCUCGCUAUUCAUGGACUAUUCGAAGGAAUGAUCGUUGGCGCGGAGUCGAAUGUGAUUUCCGUGUGGGUCGUGACAAGUGUCAUUGCCGGCCACAAAUGGGCAGAAUCACUCAUGCUCAUGUCUCAGUUCAUUGCCCGUGGAGUGGCGGCACGGUGGAGCUGGGUUCUGAUGGGAGCUUUUGUGGCCUCCUCCCCAAUCGGCGUUUUGAUUGGCGUCGCUCUGCGCAGUGAAGGCGCUCUCUGUUCUGGUGUCGCAAAUGCCCUGGGUGCAGGAACCCUCCUCUACGUGGCUGCCGAGACGUCAACGAGCGUCUUCACCGGGUCCCGCGGAGCACGCGUCGGGCAGCUCCUGAUCUACUGCCUAGGGGCCAGCAUGGUACUCGGUCUUACCCUGGUGGAUCUGGCUCUAGACGCUUGAACUGUUGCACAACCUACAGGAACAAAGGACGUUUUUCAGGUGCCUUCCGGAUCCUGUUCCUCGCGAGAGGAGUAGAGAAUUCCUUGCUGGGCAGGCAGGCCGAUACACGGAAAAGGUUAAGUUGUCGCUGUCGAUGGGAAAGCGAAGAUGUGGGGGAGGUGCCAGAACGCUUUUCGGACUGUGUUUGGAUUUCAAAUGAACUUCGAUUUCGUCCCAGCUGCAUCAGUGCGGCCGCUAUUGCGAAGCCGAGAAUACCUGUUGGGACCGGACACGAAGGCGUCACCAUUCAAGCAAAUGCGGCGACCUAGGCGUAGAUUCUUGUGGCUUGGUACCUUACCAGACCGGAGAAACCCUGCGUUUCACUCGGGAAAUAUUUCGCGGAGUAGGUUUUGCUCCCGUUGGGAAAGCUUUUGCGGAGGACGACCUUUUCUCCGUUCAAUGACAAUUUCGGGGAGAGGAUGAUGCAGGCCUUACCGGACGCGAACGCGCUGCUUGGCGUGGGGUUUCCCUGCUUAAGGUGUGUUGAAGUUGGGGAAGCGUGGGACGCCGCCGAGGAAGUAUAAAUUUUGUGCCGUUUGGUGCCACUGUGGCUGGACCGACGUAGGGCAAAUGCGAUCACGUGCGAGUUUAACCGGGCAACCCUGCCCUGCAGGCAGUUGGGGAAGCACAUCUGUGCCUUCGUAGGUGACCGAAGUUUACGGCCUGGUGCUGUCGUGAUGCCAGGACUAUGAGCCGCACACACUCAUUUUCGGAGCUAGCAGGAGUGGAACGUUAAGCAUUUGUAAAACGUAAGGCUACGCGUGGAGAGCUGACGGGACGGCACUGACGUUGGUACUCAGGUUUAGGAUAUGGAAGGGAAUUUGGCAUCUCUUUGUUCUUUAGAGUUGCGGCGCAGACAAAAGGUACGAAGGGGAAAGCUGAGUUCCGUCAUCACGUCUUCACCGUUGGUAGGUCCUGCUGUGGAUCCCCCCCUCGGUUCCAUGUUGCGUUUAAGGCAGUCGCGGUCUUGUUUUAGCGCUGCCUCCGUGUCAGGGUAGACGAGAGAAAAGGCGUAUGAUGAAUAUGAGAUUGGGGAAAUAAUUCUGCUGGUGACCCUUGAUGGGACGUGGUAUAUGUCAUUGCAAGCUUCCGCUGGAAACGUCUCGCCGUUCACCUUCUGACCCUGCGGAUCGAAGCAAGCAACGGUUACCUGCCAUUUAGCAAACCCUGGCGAAAUGCGUAUCAUCCCAAGAGCAUUCGUUGUCACGGAGCUUUUGAGAUAGCCAGCACCCCUGCGGUGCCCACACUUCAGUGAGAAGCUUCGCCUGUUUUUGAGAGCUCAGUCUUGCAAAUUUUCCGCGACUAGAGGCGCAAUGGAGGCAGGGCGCGAGCCUGACCGGGAGAGGUGCGAAACAAAGACAAAGCACUGUCAAUACCAUUGUUUUCAGAGUGGUUUUCAAGAAGACUGAGCACCCACCCGUAAUCUACCACGUAUGUUAACCCCUCCCGGAAGGUGGAUUGUUCCUGACCUUACGUGAUUUUGCUGUUCUCUGGUCGGGCGCUUUCGAUUUUGCUGCCGGUUCUUUUCAGGCAGACUGUCGGAUGUAUAAUGUGAAAGAGAUCUGAAGGGAAAAAACGUUUGUUUUUGCGUCCGAGGUGCGAAGACACACCGGUCGGGACACUUAAUGAAGAAGGAGGAACCAAACGUAUACGGAUAUUUUUUUGUGGUCGCUGUUAGGCCACCAUGGCAGCCGGUGCAAGGCAGAUGUUUGUUCUGGACCGAUUUUUUCGACUAUCGAAAGUGCAGCUCCGGGGCGUUGCGAGUGCUCCGGAGAGUCUGUGUCGUCCUGUGGUCGAACCAGCUGCCACGAAUUUCCAGGACAUGGGGAUUGAGCAAUCUGCAGUUCCGAAUUCGGGAGAUGUUGUUCUAUCUUCCAGGGAUGUAUCAGCUCAUUUUUUCGGUCACCCUCCGCAGUCGUCAGCGCGUGGCUGUGCAGCUUGUUUUCGACGCUAAUUCUUGUUAUAUAAAGCUGAGUAAAAGUCAAACGUAUCCGUACACGUUUGUGUAUUGUCCUCAUUUUGUGUUUUUUAUGCUCCGUUUUGCGUUUUUCCCGGACACUCACACACACGAGUCUUUUCGUGAACUUAGAGAUUCAAUCGAUGGC
This is a messenger RNA of Toxoplasma gondii ME49, 3491 nucleotides long. Its product is annotated as metal cation transporter, ZIP family protein. The record is from RefSeq and is a predicted model, not a curated record. The transcript is spliced from 6 exons. Gene Ontology annotation, cellular component: membrane. Gene Ontology annotation, molecular function: zinc ion transmembrane transporter activity. Gene Ontology annotation, biological process: zinc ion transmembrane transport. The coding region runs from base 1 to 1347 and encodes 448 amino acids. NCBI's taxonomy places the organism in Eukaryota, Apicomplexa, Conoidasida, Eucoccidiorida, Sarcocystidae.